CUGGACGUUGGUAUGGUGUAUGGCGGUGGUCAGGAUGCUGGUAUGGGGUAUGGCGGCGAUCAGGAUGCUGGUAUAGGGUAUGACGGUGAUCAGGAUGCUGAGAAGGGGUAUGGCGGUGAUCAGAAUGCUGGUAUGGGGUAUGACGGUGGUCAGGAUGCUGGUAUAGGGGUGUGACGGUGAUCAGGAUGCUGGUAUGGGGUAUGGCAGUGGUCAGGAUGCUGGUAUGGGGUAUGGCGGUUAUCAGGAUGUUGGUAUGGGGUGAUCAGGAUUCUGAUAUGGGGCAUGGCUGUGAUCAAAAUACUGGUAUGGGGUAUGGCUGUGAUCAGGACACUGGUAUGGUGUAUGACAGUGAUCAGGGUGCUGAUAUGGCGCGUGGAAGUAGUCAGUGUGCUGGUAUGGUGUAUGGGGUGAUCAGGAUGCUUGUAUGGGGUAUGGCUGUGAUCAGGAUGCUGGUAUAGGGUAUGGCUGUGAUCAGUAUGCUGGUAUGGGGUAUGGCUGUGAUCAGGACACUGGUAUGGUGUAUGGCAGUGAUCACGGUGCUGGUAUGGGGUAUGAAGGUGAU
Molecule: messenger RNA, 562 nt
Organism: Staurois parvus
Lineage: Eukaryota; Metazoa; Chordata; Amphibia; Anura; Ranidae
Source: the annotation of a GenBank genome assembly